UAAAAAAGUUAAAAUCCGGUUAAAAUCCACUGAGCCAGCUGGGUAUCUCAAUUUCCCUUUCGACAGCUCUGUUUUAUAUCACUUAUAUUAUUCGCAAAUGUAAAGAAGCAUUGGAAAUCUUUUCUUCUAAAAUAAACAAAAAAGUAAACAUAUUUAUAUGACGCCAUCUUAACAGUUUCUUAGGAAUAAAUAAAGACAUUUAACAAAUAUUAAAAAGCGUUAAUGUAAAUAAUAUUUGAAGUUAUUAAACGUAGAAAGCGAUGGUAAAACGUGGAAGGUUGUUUUUGGUUCAAGUUUAUGUGUGUGAUAUCUACAUACUUCAUGCAUGCCGGGAAAGGAUUUAAAAGGAAAUUACCCACCAUGCAAUCGUGCAUUCGCGUUGCGUAUGAUGAACCCAAUGUCAUAUCAGCAAGGUCAUAUGAGUCCUCUGGAUGGUGAAAUACAACCUGUUGUAAAAAAAACAAUCGCGAAAGCUAUCAGAGAAAGAACUGGGUCCGAAAAUAGUUUUGACGAUAUAAGUUUGUCCCCAGCCUCUUCCUUAUCGUCCUUUCAAGAAAUGGAAUUAUACGAUAUAGACGAAAAUGGUAAAAGUCACGGUGUGAAUGGGGACGUUCGAUUAAAUUCAAGUUUCGAUUCUUACCGAACUAAACCGAGUCCGAGAUCUUCGGUUUCCGGUAAAAGCAAUGGGAAUGGUUUUAUCAGUCGUUCGUACUCCUCCUCAGAUGGUUUUAACGGAUCGAACUUUCAGCGUGGAUCUGCAGUAAGGAUAUCCACCCCAGCUAGAAUACGAAGUAAAUCCUCGCCCAGGAAGGUCUCGAAUGGAGCGUCCUAUGAGCCAAGUGUAAACAGAGUUAACGGGUAUCGAUCCGAUGUCACUAAUUAUUUACAGAAUAAAAUUGUACAAAAUAAUACACCAGAAGGAGGGUCGUCUUUGAGGCGCUCUCAAAGCUUACGUGAAAGAUCUAAAAAAACUUUAAUAAACAAAUCUAACGAUAAACAAAUUCAACCUAAAGACAAUGCAACAAAACUUCGUGUAGCCACUACACGAAGCUCACAGCUGCGUGCUAAAAUUCAUCAAAAUGGUACGACACCCACAUCAAAGCAGGGCCGAACGGAUAGCGGUUUAAAGAAAAAAACAGCAAAGGGAUCUUUAGAAGACCGGAGCGAGUCCGAUAGUAGUGCCAUAUAUAGCGAAAUAAAUGCUUAUAAUCCACGCAAUAAUCCACGUAGUAGACACUCAGCACGUCAUGCGUCUGAAAGAGAGAGACGAGAUAGCAAUAAUACAUUAUCGGAGACAAGUUCGAUAGAAGAGUUUGAUUCUGCUCUGCAAUUAAGCACCCCAUCAACGCCUUCCGCUAGACCGUCCUUGUCCAGCUCACCAAUUCUACAAAACUCUGAUAAAUUCAGCGCAAAACUAAACGAAGUUUGUCAACUGAUUACAACUCAGCAUCCGCAUGAUUUUCAAAUACUUGAGACCUUAGUGGAAAUGCAAACAGCUUAUGAAGAUCGCAAUCAGUUAGUUACAAGAACCAUAUCGGAUUUAAGGCGUCGAGUAAACGAGUUAGAAUACAAAACAGCAAACUCGCCAAAUAUUCCUGCCUUAGUAAUACCGCUAAUGCGUGCCACGACAAACUUUCAGAGCAAAUUACAAAGCAUUAUGGAUUCACAACACGAGCCGAAAUGCACCACUGAUCAAUACGUGCAAGCAACAGAAGACAGUAUUCGCGAAAGUACUUUAGAUGAGAUUUCAACUGAGGCUUACGCUGUAGCGGCUGAGUUAGAAAAAUUGAGUUUAAGUCAAAAUGGAAAGGAGUCGGAAACGAAGAAAAAUUCCUCUUCUAACGACACCCUGGAUGGUUACGCUAUUAUUCCGGGUGGUUCUACCGAAGUUUGAGUUUUACCUGCUUGUUUAUCACGUUAGUUGUUUUUGAAGAUUCAAACAUCGAGGCAAAUGUUUUUAACUUGUUUUGUGUUGCAAAGCUUGCUUUAUUUUAUUUUAGAACAUAUUUUAUAAAUAGAUAAAUAAAAACACGGAUUAAAAGUAAUGAUCAUUCCAGCUCUCCUACUGUAAAGGUUUUGAUAACAGAUUAGUUGAACGUAUUAGAGGACCUUACAGGUGACCUAGACUUCCUUGCGUAGAGUUUGUUCUUCAACCUUGUGUUUAUUGUAAUACGCUUGUGUUUUCCCACCCAUGUGUCACACAUGUCUGCGUUGUAGUAACCCCGGUGGAGAGCUGACAUUUUCCUGCACGGGUCAUCCCGGGAGGAGGGCGGAUAAAUCAAAUUUCUAACUGCAUAGUGAUCUGACCUACUCUGAAAAUGGAUAUCAUUUUAACAUUCGAUUGCCCAAAAACUUUGGUAGCCAAUCAAAAUGCUGAAAUCGUUAUACUGGAAGUAUUCCGCAUAACGAUAAGAAGUCAUGUCGUUUAUGAAACCAACAAAACAAAAUAAAAAAAUUUCUGUUUUAAGCUUCGUAAUUACAGGCUUUGUUUAACAACAAGAAUGAACGUAGCAUAAGCAACAAAGCUCUUUAAUACGCAUGGAAAAGCAUUGUAUCAUUCUCGUCCCCAGAGCUCUUUGAAAUUAAAACCUGAGUUUAUCUCAAAGAGCUCUGGGGUCGAAAAUGGCAUUGUAUACAACUUUUGGUUAAAAGGAAGAAAUAAACAUUGUAAAUAAACCUUUUUUAAAUGUUAUAUGCGUUUUUAUCUUCACUUAUUUUCUAGUGAAGAGAAUUUCAAUAUGGGACACCAGUUGAUGUGUAAAAGAUAUUUAUUGCUCGGCAUAUAUAUUGUAAUAUAAUUUGACGUGUAUAUAUUUAUUUAGUGUAGUAAUAAGUACCCUUUGUUUCA
Molecule: messenger RNA, 2848 nt
Organism: Hydractinia symbiolongicarpus
Lineage: Eukaryota; Metazoa; Cnidaria; Hydrozoa; Anthoathecata; Hydractiniidae
Exons: 2
Coding region: 326-1894 (522 amino acids)
Source: RefSeq, a predicted model, not a curated record